This is a messenger RNA of Adineta ricciae, 2016 nucleotides long. The record is from the annotation of a GenBank genome assembly. Lineage: Eukaryota; Metazoa; Rotifera; Eurotatoria; Adinetida; Adinetidae.
AUGGCAGAAGAUUACUUAUCUAAUUUACCUGUUGAAAUACUUCGGCAUAUUUUUCAAUAUUGUGAUGCUAUAACAAUUCUGCAUAAAAUUGGUUCUGUGUGCAAAAGACUUCGUGCUGUUGCUUAUCAAUACAAUGAAAUUAAACUUGAAGUUACUCAAACAAACUAUAACGCCUUGAAGACAAUUCUUCAUGGGAUUCCUUCGCAUGCAAUUACUUCUAUGGAGAUAUCUUACACCAUCGAUAACACAGAGAAAGCUGUUAUAGAAUAUUUUACAUCUCAAAUUACUCGAUUUACACAAAUGCAAUACUUGUUAUUGCGUUCUGUGAGUAAUUAUUAUAUGAAAUGUUUUUUACAAGAUUUAAAUGGUAUACAACUAAUAUCACUUACAAUUGAUAUACGACAAGUACCCAAUGAAUUUAUAUAUUCUAUAAUUCCAUCCGUAAUUUCAAAAUUAAAUCUUCAAAAAUUCUGCUGUACUAGUUUGAAUUACAAACUCAAAAAUAUUUCAUGGCCCUCUGACUGUAAAUUGACUUAUCUAGGAAUGAAUAGUUGUCUUUACAGUGAAUAUACUAAUAUUCUUCAACAAUUACCUUAUCUAAAAACAUUACGAUUGAAUGAAAUUAUUUUCGACAAUGAGAAGAUGUCUGAUGUUUCAUUUACGUCACGAUUAACUUGUCUAACCCUUGAAGAUUGUUCAUUAUCAAUAGAACAUCUCAAAUUACUAGUUUCUAAAACACCUGCAAUUCGUAAUUUAACACUGGCUUUUCAUAAUAAGAUAUUUCAGUCUAUGGCUGAUAUUUACGAUUGGGAAACGUUCAUUCGAAUUCAACUUAAUUUUCUCGAUAAAUUGGAAUUUUUUAUCUCUUAUGAGUAUUCAUUUGAUCAUAUGAUUAACCUUGAGUUAUUUGUCGAGCCAUUUAAACAAUCAUUUUGGCUCAAUGAAAAUCAUUGGAAUGUUGGGUGUGAAUACAUAUUUGAAUACAAAAAGAAGAUUCUACUCUAUACUAUAUCAAGUGCUACUCGUUUUCGUCAAUAUUUAUUUUCAACUAAUGGAAUUCUAUUGAAACAGAAUAACUAUUACAUAACUAAACGAGAAAACAAACAACCAAUUCAUAUUGCUCCAUGCCAUACACUUGUCGCGCUGAAUUUACGUUGGUCAUUUGUUAAUUUGUUGGGUGUGAAAUAUUUAAUGCAUGCAUUCAAAAACAAUCAAACUCUUGUCAAAUUAGAUUUAAGCACAAAUAAAAUAAAAAAUAUAGGUAUAACAUUGAUCGUCGAUGGAUUAAAAAAUAGCAAGGCACUUACUGCAUUGAAUCUAUCUGAUACGCAUAUGGAUGAAGAAGGUGCACAAUAUGUAUCAGUCUUGCUCGCAAAUGAUACAACUCUUAAUGAAUUAAAUAUUGGUCGUAAUCAAAUCAAAGAUACUGGUAUCCAAUAUCUCGUACAAACACUGCAGAACAAUUAUACACUUACUAAAUUAACUAUUGACAGAAGUUAUAUCGGAGAAAAAGGAGUUCAUCUUAUAGCUCAGUUGUUGGAAAACAAUACAACACUUACUAUGGUGAACUUGGCAUAUAAUAACAUAGGAGAUAAAGGAAUGCAAUUAAUUUGUGAAGCACUUCAGAAAAAUACAACAUUGAAGAAAAUAAAUAUCGAUCAAAAUGGAAUUGGAGAUAAUGGUGCAAAGUUCUUAGCUCAAUUAUUGCAAAAUAAUACUGUGAUUAUCGAAAAAAUUAGCAUUGCAGAAAAUCAUAUUCAAGAUGAUGGUGUACAAUAUCUUGCUGUAGCUCUACGAAAUAAUAGAACUAUCACAACACUUAAUCUUGCCCGAAAUAGAAUCAGUACUCGUGGUGCGGAAUGUCUAGUUGAUGAACUGCAAUCGAAUACGGUUCUUACUGAGUUGAAUUCACAGGGAAACAAGUCUGGAUCUGCAGAAGCUGUUGGAGUCUACAUACGCAUGAAAAAAUUCACCAUUAAUAACAGUCAUCGUAUUAUGGGGAAUUCAAAUUUGUGA